AGGAGACGUGUCCCACUUUCAGAGCAGCCUGAGCGGACAGAUGGAGGCAGAGAGCACCGGUGGAGGCAACAUGGAGGAGAAACAAGCAGCAGAAGUGACAGAAAACCCGUUUGAACCCUUCAUUGAGUCUCUGAGACAGCAGCUGGAAGACCAAGACCCCGUCUUCCUGAUCGGACUGAUCGUUGCUCUGGCGGUGGUUGUCAUCACCUGUGUGUUUCUGAAGUAUUUCCUCUCCAGUAAAACUGUCCGCAGUGCUGUGCUGCUGGUCGGACUGUGCGACGCUGGGAAAACCCUCCUUUUCAGCAGGCUGUUGUCAGGAAAGUUCAAGCGGACACAGACCUCCAUCACUGACAGCAGUGCUCCAUACAAAGCCAAAAACGACAGGGGCAGCUCCUGGACUCUGAUUGACCUGCCCGGACAUGACAGUCUUCGCUCUCAGUACCUGGAGAAGUUCAAAUCUGCAGCCAGAGCGAUUGUGUUUGUCGUGGACGGCGCUAUUUUCCAGAAGGAGGUGAGAGACGUGGCAGAGUUCCUCUACAUCUUGUUGACGGACACAGUGAUCUCCAGGAAUGCCCCAGCUCUCCUGGUGGCAUGCAACAAACAAGAUAUCACCAUGGCAAAAUCAGCUAAACUGAUUCAGCAGCAGCUGGAAAAGGAAUUGAACACCUUGCGAGUGACACGCUCUGCGGCCCUGAGCGCUCAGGACGGCUCUGUGGGCGGCAGCGUGUAUCUGGGGAAAAAAGGCAAGGACUUUGAGUUCAGCCAGCUGCCCCUGAAGGUGGAGUUCCUGGAGUGCAGCGCCCGCGGCAGCAAGGGCGAAGACGGGGAUGCAGACAUUGAGAGCCUGGAGAAGAGCCUGGCUAAAUUGUAAAGUCAACAACUCAAUAUCAUCAGUGCAGAAUAUUGACUCCGGCACAGACCUCGGCUCAACGUCCACCGUCGCCUCAGUAAUCAAAGGAGGGAUGACAUCUCAGUGGAGGAUUGUGCUGGCUGUCACCGCAAAACGUAAUUACAUUAAAAGGUGGAAGAACUUUUGAGACAGAUUGAAUCAAAAAAACACCAAAAAGACUGAAAAUAAUGUAGCAGUUUAUCAGGUCGCUCCGCAGUGCUGAGAAAUGAUCGUGUGCUUAUUCAGCGUAAAUCUUACUGUGAAGAUCCACCUUAAAGCGUUUUAUUUGGCUUGUUUGGAAAAUAUAUAGUUUAAAGAAUUUUGGUUGACUGCGAUAUUUGCUGUUGCUGCAAUUAGGAUAUAUCUCAGCUAGUCUGAUUUAUACGCUGCCUUGUGGAAACAGAUGGACGUGAAUUGGAUUUCUUCAUUAACUUGGAUGGUCAGCCUCGUGCCUUUUUUCCGGUAUUCUUAUAGAAAAGUAUUUUGCUUGUUUGCAAUAGAAUUUACUUGUUUGAAAGUGUUGCAUGAAUACAGUGCAUUUGCAAUGAAUGUAUGAAUUUAUUGAGAUUUUGUGUUGUGUAAAAAAAAAAACUGACAAUAUAAAGUUUUUGAAGCUUGA
This is a messenger RNA of Sebastes umbrosus (honeycomb rockfish), 1508 nucleotides long. RefSeq names its product SRP receptor subunit beta (gene srprb). Lineage: Eukaryota; Metazoa; Chordata; Actinopteri; Perciformes; Sebastidae. The transcript has 7 exons. Gene Ontology annotation, biological process: protein targeting to ER. The record is from RefSeq and is a predicted model, not a curated record. Gene Ontology annotation, cellular component: signal recognition particle receptor complex. Bases 41 to 871 code for a protein of 276 amino acids.